Molecule: messenger RNA, 825 nt
Organism: Mucor velutinosus
Lineage: Eukaryota; Fungi; Mucoromycota; Mucoromycetes; Mucorales; Mucoraceae
Exons: 1
Coding region: 1-825 (274 amino acids)
Cellular component (GO): nucleus; cytoplasm
Molecular function (GO): RNA polymerase II cis-regulatory region sequence-specific DNA binding
Source: RefSeq, a predicted model, not a curated record
AUGAUGAACGAUGAGGACAGACCAUACAAAUGUGAUUUCUGUGACAAAUCCUUCUUCCGCCUGGAGCAUAAAGUGCGCCAUGUCCGCACACACACUGGAGAAAGACCACAUGAGUGCACAUUUGAACAUUGCGACAAGAAGUUUGCUCGAUCUGAUGAGCUCCAAAGACAUAUUCGAGUCCAUAAUUCACCGUGCACCAUCACAGUGCGCCGCAGAAGAAAAUCAUCAAAGCUACCUGAUGAAGAAGACUACAUGCGCCAACAAAAACAUUGCUCAAUCUUGCGCUUAGCGCCGGCUGUGAAUACACCUCAUGUAAAUAUGAUUCCUCCUGUUCAAAUGCAAGAUCAACAACGCAAGGCUCGUGAGCGCCGUGUUUCAUCGUCUUCUGUACUCCACCAUUGCCUUGCUUCUGGUUGCUUCAAGUCCUUCUGGAGAAAGGGUCAGCUUGUUCGUCAUCUUGAUAAGCAUCACAAUGUACAUGUAUCAAGGGAAGAUGUUACAGACAAGGAAAAAAUGACCCAGUUACUUGAUUACAUUCCUAGCUUGACUCAUACUCGUCGUCUCUCGGAUGCCUCCACAUGCUCAUCUCUGACAUCGUCUCCUGGCUCAAUUGCUACAGCCGAUCCUUGUGUAUCCCCUCAGCCUUUGAUUGUAGAGCCAUCCAUCAGCUUUGAUAGCGAUGUGGUUAUGAAGGUUCCCGAACAGAAGAAUAAAAUCACGGUACCAUCACUUAGAGAUGCUUUUAUGCCUCCAUUAUUAACAUCACCUCAUACUACAAUUUCCAAUUGCAAACUUCCCUCAUUUAGAACCUUAUUCUCCAAUUAA